AUGGCUGCCCAUCGAAUCAUCAGUAUGACCAGCAACAAUCACUUCCUCCCUCGUUGCAAGUCUGAGGGAAUGCUUGUGGAUCUCAGCGAGGGGAGGCCAGCCAGCCUUCCUCAAGUCAGAGUGCCUUCUCCGAGUGCCAUAAAGCUGGAUACAUUGGCCUCCUAUGGGGCAGCACAGGAAGUCGUCGCAAUCAAGGAUUAUUUCCCUAGAAGUUUAACUACUCUGAAAAUUAACAAAGGUGAUCGACUUUUUGUUCUGGACACAUCAGACUGCGAGUGGUGGUACGUGCACAAUAACAGAGAGAUGGGAUACAUCCCUGCAUCUUGUGUCCAAUUACUUAAGUUCAGGAAUUGUUCGCUCAGUGACAGUGGAAUGAUUGACAGUCCCGGAGAUGAAGAAGAAGGCCUGAAGGAGUUUGAAGGGUUAAGCGAGUGGACAGGUGUGACUUUAAAAUCUUUCCCUACAAACUACAACUACCUCUUUUCUGAUAGUCCUUUAAUUCAUCCAUUGGAUCAGCAUUGCAAAGGACCAAUUUUACCAAAUUCAUCUGAUAUGAUUCUUUGUGACUCAUUUGAAUAUCAAAGCAACAACAACUUUGACGCUACGACUAUCAAGUUUAAUGGCCAAAGCAGUUUUCCCAACAAAGAAGCAGUGCAGCAUCUCCACAAGGAAAACCCUCUCUUAAGCAGUAAACGUUCCCAGAGUCUUUCCCAACUAGCUGUUCUAAAAGCACAAUCAAAUCCAAACAUCCCAUCAUCUAGUUUCUUUACAGGCCUGAAGGCACCUUCACCUGAACAGUUUCAGAGCCGUGAGGACUUCAGAACAGCGUGGCUGAACCACCGAAAGUUGGCCAGGUCGUGCCAUGACAUAGAAUCAUUGGGCCAAAGUCCCGGGUGGGGUCAGACUCAACCAAUGGAGACCAGCAUUUUAUGUCGAUUAGAUAGCAAUGGAGGUGUGAUCCAGCUCCCAGACACCAACAUCACCAUGCACAUUCCUGAAGGUCACAUUUGCCAAGGCGACCACCAGCAGAUCUCCAUGAGAGCCUUACUGGAUCUUCCUCUAGAGCUCAACAAUGAUCGUUGCUCCACUGUCAGCCCUGUGGUGGAGAUCAAGCUCAGUAAUAUGGAGACUAAGUCUUUCGUCACUUUGGAGAUUAAAGUAUCAGUCAUGAUCAAGAAGGAGUGUGGUAAUUCUGCUGAGGUGCUCUGUGUUCGGAGCAAUUGCAAAGAUGGGCCUUAUACGCCAGUUCCUGGCUGCUACAUUUAUAACGACAUGGUCCAAGUGCGUCUGGACAGUCUUGAGCCGUGCAUGUACGUAGCAGUUGUGGUUCAGUCACUGUAUAUCAGUCACAGUGUGACUGUGUGGGAUCACACACAUAGGAAGAUAACACUUGGUGUUUAUGGACCAAAGCACAUCCACCCUUCCUUUAAGACAGUCGUGGCCACGUUUGGGCAUGACUAUGCGCCCAAGACCUUGCUGGUGAGCGAGGUGGGUCACUCAUCUUACUCCACCCCACCAGUUACCCUCCAGUUGUGGGGAAAACAAAACUUUAUCUUGGAGUUGCCCCAGGACCUUCAUGUGGAGCUGUACCCCAAUGUAUCCAACUAUCAGGUAGAAGCCAGCGAAGGUGCUGGUAUGAUCCAGGGAUUCCAACUUAGAUUGGGCAAGGUCAGCCGACUCAUCUAUAUGAUGUCAUCGCUUGACCCUAAUAACAUCUCAGAUUUCACUCUCAGGGUGCAAGUCAAGGACACACUGAAUUGCAUCCUCACCCAAUUCUGCGUGCAAUCACCACAACCACUGCCAAAGUCUGGAGUGAGGAUGACCGGCCAGAGGAGAUUCUUGAAGAAAAGAGAGGUGGACAUGAUCACCCUGUCGCCAUUGGCUGUUACCUCUAAAUACCCGAAAUUUCAGGACCGCUGUAUUACCAGCCUGAAAUUUGGCAAGCUGAUAAAAACUGUAAUCCGGCAGCACAAGAGCAAUUACCUGUUGGAGUACAAGAAGGGGGAUGUAAUUGCUUUGCUCACUGAGGAGAAAAUUAAGCUAAGAGGGCAGUUGCGCACAAAAGAGUGGUACAUCGGAUACUAUCAGGGGAAAAUGGGGCUGGUCCACACCAAGAAUGUUUUGGUUUUGGGGAAGGUCAAACCCAUUUAUUGGUGUGGGCCAGACCUGACGACGAUGACGCUGCUGGAGCAAAUCCUUAAGCCGUGCAAAUUUCUUACAUAUGUUUAUGCCACUGUUAGAACAGUUCUGAUGGAGAAUGUGGGAAACUGGAGAGCAUUUGCUGAUGCGCUGGGCUAUGGGAACUUGUCACUCAACUACUUCUGUCGAACUGAGCUUGACAAUGAGCCUGAAAAGGUUGCAUGUGUUCUGGAAAAACUCAAAGAAGAGUGUACUUGUAUGGAGAAUAAGGAGAGAAAGUCGUUCCAGAGGGAGCUCAUGAUGGCCUUGCUCAAGAUGGACUGCCAGGGUCUGGUUGCCAGAUUGGUUCUGGACUUUGUCCUUCUGACUACGGCAGUGGAGGUGGCAUCCCGCUGGAGGGAACUUGCAGAAAAACUGGCCACGGUAUCCAGACAGCAGAUGGAGGCUUACGAGGCACCGCAUCGUGAUAAAAGUGGCGUGCUGGACAAUGAGUCGAUGUGGAAACCAGCAUACGACUUCCUGUUGACUUGGGCAGCGCACGUAGGGGACAGCUACCGCGAUGUCAUCCAGGAGCUCCACAUGGGCCUGGACAAAAUGAGGAAUCCCAUCACUAAGAGGUGGAAGCACCUGACUGGUACACUCAUCCUUGUCAACUGCCUCGACAUCCUGCGGAGUGCUGCCUUCUGUCCUACUGGCUACGGCGAUUUUGCCAUAUGA
This is a messenger RNA of Nerophis lumbriciformis (worm pipefish), 2856 nucleotides long. The record is from RefSeq and is a predicted model, not a curated record. NCBI's taxonomy places the organism in Eukaryota, Metazoa, Chordata, Actinopteri, Syngnathiformes, Syngnathidae.